AUGACGCCGACAGUACUCAUCGUUCCUGGAUCAUUUACACCGGCUGUGUUUUACAGCAAUCUUGCAAACCACAUUCGGGAUCAAAGCAUCGGAUGUGAAGUCUACGACCUCCCAUCGACCAAUCGCAAGCCUCCACAGCAAGCUGCAACUUUUGAAGAGGACGUCGCCCUGAUUCAUGGCAAGGCUUCCGAAAUUAUCCGAAGAGGCCACGACGUACUCCUGCUUGCCCAUUCCUACGGAGGCAGCGUUGCAACACAGGCGGUCAAGGGGUUAUUGAAGACUGACUCUCAGACAAACGGGUUGGCAAACGGUGUCCUGCGAAUUGUGUACAUGAGCUGUCCAAUCCCCGUGGCCGGCCAUGGAAUUUUUGAGAACAUGGGAACUCUCCCCGAGUUCAUGAAAAUCGAGGGCAACUUCCUCUACCAAGAACCUGAAGUCAGUGGUCCUUUGAUGUGGCCCGAUCUGCCAGAAUCCGAAGCACUGGUAUUUGCAAAACAGUUGACCUGGCAGUCCCGGUUGAGCUUUGAUGGGAAACUCACAUAUUCUGGAUACAAAUACCUUCCUGUGUCCUAUAUCCUUUGUGGAAAUGACCCUGUUCUUUCUCCUGCCUUUCAGCAGCAGAUGAUUGCUUUGCUUGAAAGGGAAAGCCAACAGACGGUUGACGUGCAUACUUGCAAGGGAACGCAUUGUCCUAACCAAGGGAUUCCUGGGACAAUUGCCCAAAUCAUUCGAAGCAUAUCCGAUGUGCAUAUCUGA
Penicillium olsonii is the source of this 756-nucleotide messenger RNA. The record is from the annotation of a GenBank genome assembly. Lineage: Eukaryota; Fungi; Ascomycota; Eurotiomycetes; Eurotiales; Aspergillaceae.